GUUCUUCUUACAAGUCCUCAGAAUCCAGUGGAAACAAGGGUCUGAUGACUCGAGAAUCAUUUGUCAAUACAAUGUCUGCAAAGAUUAAGCAAGGCACUAAGGAGGAAUAUGGUGAGCUUUUUGAUAAGAUAGAUUUGAUCCGGGAUGGCCUUAUCGAUUGGGAUAAAUUGACUUCCUUUGUGCUUCUUGAGCUAUAUGAAAGAGAUGAACGAACCAAGAUGUCAGUCAUUCCCCAGUGGAAAGAUCUCCGUUUUCUCCCAACAAUACAUAAAGAUGUUAUUCAGAAUGUGAUAUGUUUUAAACACCCCAGCAAAUACCUGACUGUGAGCAGAAAUGGAUUGCUUGGCAUCUGGGGAGAAAGCUUAAAGUUACAAAAGAUGGUGCAAAUCACUACAGAAGCUGUGAAACCCAAAGACCUCUGGGUGACUUCUCUGGUUGCAUUACCAAAUGUUAACAAGGUAGCCGUUGCAUUUACAAACAAAGAGAUCCAUUUUGCAGAGUUAAAUUUCAAAAAAAAGUUCUCGUGUCAAUACAGGCUUCAAGGCUUUGAGGGAACAGUGACAUGCAUGCACUACUGGUAUAACCCUCAUGAUGGAAACGAAGCUAUUCUGAGCCUGGGAGAUGUCUGUGGACAGGUCCAAGCAAUUAUCUUCAAUGCAGCCUUAAUUUCAUUGUUUGAACGGCCUCCCAGUUCUCUUGAAGAUGAAAAUGUGACAGUGACAAUUAAUUGGCAGGAGUUGGUUUCUGGGUAUCACAAAUGCUGCCACACCUUAAGACACAAAAUCCAUAAUAAAGAAUGGAUUAAGCAAGUUUUGUACAGCUCGUCUUUAGAUGCAUUCUUGUCUGUUACCACCAGCAGCACAAAGACAUUGGCGCUAGCCUGGAGGGAAAAAUUAAGUCCUUGCCUAACAAUGACAGCUUUCCAUAUUGACCAAGGAGUCAAUGCCUUUGACUUUCAUUCCAGACUUAACUUAAUAGCAACUGCAGGAAUUAAUUGCUCCGUCUGCCUUUGGAAUCCUUAUGUCACAUCAAAACCUGCUGGAAUCCUGACAGGUCAUUCUGACAGCGUAAUAGCCGUCCAGUUCAUUACUGAACGCAAACUGCUCUUCAGCUUUGCCAAGGAUAAGAUCUUAAGGCUUUGGGACAUUCAGCAUCAACUUUGCAUGCAAAGAAUUGCUGGAUCCUUCCCUAAAAGUGUGGAUUUUCACUCCACCCUUUAUUUUCAUGAAUCACAAGGUCUCCUAUUCAUCUCAAUGAACAACCAACUGAUGGUCCUGGAAAUGGAAUGCGAAUUAGGAAAAAGGAGAGUGGCAAGUCACAAGAAAGCUGUGACUUGCCUCCUGUAUAAUUCAGUGCUCCAACAGGUAAUCAGCUCAGAUACUGGAUCUACAGUUAUCUUCUGGUUGAUUGAUACUGGGCAGAAAAUCAAAGAGUUUACUGGUUGUCAUGGCAAUGCAGAGAUCAGCACUAUGGCUCUUGAUGGGACUGAGACCCGGCUCUUCACUGGGGGAACAGAUGGAACAGUCAAGAUCUGGGACUUCAAUGGAUACUGUCACCAUAAGCUCAAUGCUGGAAGGGACCAAACAGUUGAAAUUUCUCAGAUUUUGGUGUUAAGCUGGACUAUCUUGGUCCUAGGAUGGGACAGGGUGAUCACGGUUUUCCGCCUAAAUAAUUUGACUCAGUAUCUUGUUCAGCCUUCGGAAUGGAAAGGAGGAACUCAGCAUAAGGAUGACAUUUUAUGUGCAGCAUUUUUACCUCCACAGACUCUUGUCACAGGCAGUUCUGAUGGUGAGAUUGUUGUAUGGAAUAAUAGUACUGAAAAUGCCAUCAUGAAGCUUUCCUACAAUCCUGGAAGAUCAUUGAGGUCCAACUCAGAUAGCGAGGUGAGAAGAGUUUGUUCUCAAAUGCUACAGAACAAAACAUAUGACAAACAUAUGAGGUCUGCAGCUAAUCCUGAAGCUGAAAACUGCAAUGCUAUAACCAGACUUGUCUUCUUAAAGAGUAGAAAUAUCUCAGCCACAGGUGGAGCCAACCUUGUCUCUUGUGGAGGUGCUGGUUGGGUCCAGUUUUGGAAUACACAAAGAAGCAAGCUACUGGCAGAAUUUGAAGCUCACAGUGGUGUAGGAUCUAUUAUUAUGACAACUGAAAAACGAAACCAGUAUCUCAUCACAGCCGAUCUGGUUGGAUGGCUAAAAAUAUGGGACAUAGAGGACUACUGCCUUGCUCGGGAAGAAACUAUCAUAACACAACCACCUGCUCUACUAAGAUCAUUUCAGGCACAUGAAGACUGCAUCACUAGCCUGGAGUCUUGUUGGCAAAACGCCUGUCUUUUUAUUGUGACUUCUUCAACAGACCGUAGCAUCGUUCUCACGGACAUUUCUGGCAUUCCGUUUGGGAUAUUUGGACAGGAGGAGCACUGGAGAAUUGGAAAUCAUGUGCCAUCCUUGUCCAAAGGAGAAAAUGGUACCCAAAGCGAAACAGAGAAAAAUGUAAUAAAGGACAACCCUGUCCAAUUAGUUGAAGACAAUGCUCCCCCUACUAUCGUGGAACAAAUUCAGCCUGUUGCAGGGGACAGCUGUACAUUCAUGGGAAAUAAUAUAUGGGAGAACACAAUCCUGGGGAAAAAAUUCCAAGAGAGACAAAAUGAGAAAGGAAAGAAAUACAGUCUCAGCACUAGAAUGACUGGGAUAAAACCAUCAGUUGUAUUUAGGUCACUGAAGAUUGAAGCCCUGAAGGAGAUAACAGAUACGAAUGAACUCGAAUUAUUUUUGCACCCUGACAAAUACUGUGGGGAGAAGUUAGCAGAGAAAUCUUCUAAAGAUUUAAAACUACCUACUUUUUCAGCAACUCUGAAAGCUGCCUUUGAUGAAAAGAACUUAUUCCCCAAAGAAAUUCUGGAUCGUGAAAAACGGUCAAGACAGUUGCAGGAAGAAAUGUGUCCCAAAGAUAGGAUAACAAGCGAGAGAAAGCAAGGGAAGGUGAAACGAAAAUGAAUCAUUCAUGACUUCAAAAGGAAGAUGCCGCUGGAUAGAUAAUGUUGUCUUUUUUCAACAACAACAACAACAACAAAAAAGGAUAUGCUCCACCAAGAAACGUUGAAGAAUGGGAUUGAAGAUGUUUAAGGGAAAACUGGUGAACUUUUAUCCAACAGAACUCCUGACAAACUGGAUGACUGGAUGACUAAAAGAAAACAAAUGUCUUGUCAUCAUAAAGACAAUCCAUGGAACUGUAGACUGGUCAGGAACAGAAUACUACAUUACACUACCUACCAGAGCAUAUAAAACAUUUGCUAGACCAAUUCUAGAAUACAGCUCGCCUGUUUGGAACCCUCACCACAUCUCUGACAUCAAUACAAUUGAACGUGUCCAGAAAUAUUUUACAAGAAGAGUUCUCCAUUCCUCUGAAAACAACAAAAUACCUUAUCCCACCAGACUUGAAAUCCUAGGCUUAGAAAACUUGGAACUCCGUCGCCUUCGACAAGACCUAAGUUUAACUCAUAGAAUCAUCUAUUGUAAUGUCCUUCCUGUUAAAGACUACUUCAGCUUUAAUUGCAAUAAUACAAGAGCAACCAAUAGAUUUAAACUUAAUGUUAACCGCUUUAAUCUAGAUUGCAGAAAAUAUGAUUUCUGUAACAGAAUCAUUAGUGCUUGGAACACUUUA
This is a messenger RNA of Ahaetulla prasina, 3660 nucleotides long. RefSeq names its product WD repeat domain 49 (gene WDR49). Gene Ontology annotation, molecular function: protein binding. The record is from RefSeq and is a predicted model, not a curated record. The coding region runs from base 45 to 2993 and encodes 982 amino acids. The transcript has 19 exons. NCBI's taxonomy places the organism in Eukaryota, Metazoa, Chordata, Lepidosauria, Squamata, Colubridae.